This is a messenger RNA of Morchella importuna, 2211 nucleotides long. RefSeq lists its product as uncharacterized. The record is from RefSeq and is a predicted model, not a curated record. NCBI's taxonomy places the organism in Eukaryota, Fungi, Ascomycota, Pezizomycetes, Pezizales, Morchellaceae. The transcript has a single exon. Bases 1 to 2211 code for a protein of 736 amino acids.
AUGUCUGCCGGAACUACCAACCAAUUUGAUCAGUUACGUCUACCGAAUAGCCCGGUUACUCCAGGAACUCGGCACUUUAUCGAUUCUUGUCUCGCCAAUUUCGAUCUCGGCGGGCGCUACCAAAGUGGUGAGCAAGAUACCCAAGAAUUUGAUAUUGAUAUGUUUGCGGGCGAAGAUUCAUUCACUGGAAUGCUUGAAAACUUUGAGUUCCCAGGAAACCAAGAAGUGCAACAACCUGCUAUGCAGGAAGGAGAUUUGCAGUUCCAAGAAUUUAACUUUCAUAAUAAUAUGCAAGAUAUUGGCUUUGAUAUCGGCCAAGAAGCAACGGAGUCUGGAGGAGAGUAUUCGCCGAUUACUAUUGAUGAUUCGCAUAUCGAUCCUGAACUACGGAUGCUUGAUGAGUGGAGCGGCCCAAUUGCAAUCACCCCUUCGAAGCUACAAUUGUGCCCUCCUAAUGGCAUUAUGUUCCCAAAGAAGGUAUCUGGUGUCUAUGAGUCUAUCACAAUAUCUUCAGUCCCUAAAGACGGGUUCAAAGACAAUACACAGUGUCAGCCGUCAAGCUUCACCAACUCCCCUGCCGACGUGGAAACAUCCAUCUAUACGAACCUAGUCCCAAUUUACCCUCGUACAGAUCUUACCAACUACUUUAUUUCCACAUCCCCUGUCCCCCGUAUCCGCAUCAAUGGCUCCUACACUAUUACUCACUCGAAAUCCGGAACCGACUUCACAUACACCACCUAUACAUCACUCCCCACCUGGCAUGCCCCGGGUCUCCCCUCUUCCGGGAUAACUUACAACUCUCUUGGAUUCCUUGACAAAACAAUCGUUUUCAAUGCCAGCACUCUCACCUCAUUCAUCCGCCAUCACCCUCUCGGUCCCAGUCUUGUCCUCAGAAUUGAGAAACAUCCCUACGAGGCCAAAAAUCGUUAUAUAUCCUCUUCGUCCCAUACAACCAAUGGCAAAUCAAACAAAAGCAGGUCAAAACCAAAAUACACGACCUGCCGUGCCAAAGAUUGCGCUCUUGGGGGAAUCCUCAAAGUUGGCGAGUUCCGUGUUGCUAUAGACGAAGUCUCAGGCCGAUUCAAGGAAUCAGACGAAAGCGAUAAUGACCCUUACUUCUCCAGUUGUUUCCUUCACCUCCAAUGCUUCGAAUCUCUGACUAACAUCGCUCCCAUUCUUACUACCGGAACGCUUAUCCCAGACUGCCGCAGUAACUUCAUCAAAGAGCCCCCGGCUGGGAAAAAUAUGAAGAAUAAUAACAAGAUGGUGUUCUCUAACAAAGAGCUCACUGCAUUUCGGACAUGGCGUGCUAACUAUAACCCCAACCAGCCAAAAAUAGAGGGCAAGGGCUCACUACAUGCCACCUUGUGGCUUGCAAAUAUCAAGAAGGCCCGUGCAAAAUGUCUACAUCGCGCGCCACCAGGAGUGACACAAGAAGAUAUAGACAAGCAAUUGUCGACUCGUGCAUUGUGGGGCGGCCGUAGGGCAAUGGGGGUGACCGUGGCUGAAAUGAAUAGACUUGAGCAAGAGGGCCGUUGCGAUUUACUUAUCGCCCCCAGGAAUGGACUUUCUAAGAAGAUGGGAAUGGGGCCGACUGGUGCGACUGCGGUGCGUUUUCUAGGGAAGAAAGGGAGUGGACAACUAGACAAAAGGAAUAGAAAAAGAGCAAGGGAGCCUGAACCUGAGUCUCCGCUUGAAUCGUCGCCUGACCCGAAGAGAAGAAGAACAUCUUUACAAUCUCCUCCGCAAAAGAAAGGUCGCGGACCACCAAUGGACAUGAGAAUUCAGGUCCUCUCCUUGCCUACUGCAAAAGAGAGACUUCCAUUAUCCCCCAUAUUGGGUUAUUCUCCCUCGCUGGCUACAUUCGAUUUAUUGGGGAGCACUAAUUUCCCGACAACACCUUUGAGGAGAAGCACAAGGGGAAAGGUUGACCCUUUCUCAAUGUCCCCACUAACACCGACAAGAAAGAGCGUAAGCUUUGCCAUUGCGCCGAAAACACCAACGAGAAGAAGCGCGAGGAAGAACAGCUACGUUUCACCGAUGACUCCAACUAGAAGGAGUCCUAGAGGCCAUGAGAAGAAAAAGGUAAAUUACGCUGAGGUCGAUGAGGAGAAAGAGAAGGAGAAUGAUUAUUACGGUGAGAAAAAUGAGGAGCUGUUUGGGCUAGACCUAGAUAUGGAGUUCGACCAGUAUGUGGAGUAUAGAUAUUGA